GAAGGUGGGCGCGCGACUCCUUAUAUGGUUACACACACAGUCACAGGGCACGGGUAGAUGCGGCCUUUGAACACAUUCCCACACUUCAUUCAUUUGGCAAACACAUAUUUCGAGCGCAAUGUUGACAAUCGAAUGCGCAAAAUUAGACUCUUGCAAUAUAAAUAAUAUGAUCAAUCAACAGAUAAUAGUAUUAAUUUAAACGAGUAAUUGUGUCUUGUUUUUGGAUAUGAUGAACAUAGAGGCAGGCAGCUGUGCAGUGUGCAUGUGUGUGUAGUGUGACGUCACAGUUGGUAGUGGGGGACGCGCGUCGAAUCGAAUGGAGGGGACGGAGCGGGUCUAGCAGAAGUAAAGAGCUGGGUGUGAAGUGGUUGCUGUGUCUGUAGUGUUGUUUUGAUAUUGAUUUUUCGUGUGUUAUGUGUUAUUGUUGGAUACUUUUAAAGUACAUCAGCAAUAAUUUUUAGACUACAAGUCAAGUUUUCCGAUAAAUUGCGAGGAUUGUGCUACGUGAUUCAGAUUGAGAGCAGCACAGUUACUUGCGACAUUUCCCUAUGUCUUUGUUGCUCCUCCGGUAGCCUUGCCUCAACCUUCUCAGAUUGAAUCUUGUCUUAAAAGAAGUAUUAUAGACGAGCAGACACUAUGGCGACUCUAUCUCUUCGAAUUAGCAUAGUUGAAAAGAAUGUCAUCAAAACUAUGCAAUUUGAUCCAUCGACAUCAGUGUAUGAUGCUUGUAGAGUGAUCCGAGAGAAGAUUUCCGAAGCAAACUUGGGUCAACCCAAAGACUACGGUCUGUUCCUUGCUGAUGAAGAUGUGAAGAAAGGUGUAUGGUUGGAACCCGGAAGAAAUCUCGAUUAUUACAUUCUCAGAAACGGGGAUCUUCUCGAAUACAGAAAGAAGAUGAGAACUUUGAAGGUGAGGAUGUUGGAUGGAACUUUGAAGACGAUGCUUGUCGACGACAGUCAGCCGGUUGCUAAUCUCAUGGUGGUCAUCUGCACUAAAAUUGGUAUCACAAACCAUGACGAAUACAGUUUGGUAAGAGAAUGUGCUGAGGAUGAUUUAGAGAACAAACCCAACUUUGGCACCCUCACAUUGAAACGCAAAAAGGAAGAAAAAGAACGAGAUUUGAAAAUGGAACAGCUGCGUAAGAAAUUGAAGACUGAUGAUGAAGUGAACUGGGUGGACCCGAGCAAAACGUUGAGAGAACAAGGCAUAGAUGAAGGAGAGCCAGUACUCUUGCGUCGUAAAUUCUUCUUCAGCGAUCAGAACAUUGACUCAAGAGAUCCGGUACAACUGAACUUGCUCUACGUGCAAGCCAGAGAUGCCAUCCUAGAUGGAACGCACCCUAUAACACAGGAGAUGGCUUGUGAAUUGGCUGGUAUCCAAAGUCACAUUCAAUUCGGUGAUUUCAAUGAGGCCAAACACAAACCACCAUUUCUUGACUUGAAAGAGUUUCUUCCACAGUCGUAUGUCAAAGUGAAGGGGAUUGAAAAGAAAAUCUUCAUUGAACAUUCAAAACACGUAGGCUCUUCCGAACUUGAGGCCAAAGUACUCUACACAAAAACUGCCAGAUCGUUGAAAACGUACGGUGUGACGUUUUUCCUUGUAAAGGAAAAGAUGAAAGGAAAGAACAAACUUGUUCCGCGUCUUCUGGGUGUGACAAAAGACUCAGUUCUUCGUUUAGAUGAAAGAACCAAGGAAAUAUUGAAAACAUGGCCGUUGACCACUGUGCGUCGAUGGGGAGCUUCUCCCAAUACCUUCACUCUCGACUUUGGAGACUAUUCAGAUCAGUACUACUCGGUACAAACUCAAGAAGCCGAGCAAAUCCUGCAACUCAUCUCUGGAUACAUCGAUAUCAUAUUGAAGAAGAAAAAGUCAAAAGAUCACUUCGGCAUUGAAGGAGAUGAAGGCUCCACUAUGGUUGAAGACAGUGUCGCCCCCCUCAAGGCAACUAUUCUGCAGCAUGAAAGCAGUAGAGUUGGAAAAGUGAAUACUGAAUCGGUGGCCAAGCCUGCAAUCAUGCGUGCUGCUGAUGGAGCGAAGCCAUAUGGCAUGGGUCAUGCAGGUGCGGCACAAUAUACUACAAUCAGCGGACAAAUCAACAUCGCACAUUCCCCUCCAACGGUCCAACAGACGCAGGUGACAAGUAUACUGUCAGAACCUCAACAGGCUCUGUUAGGCACAAUCAGCGCUGGACAUCAAGUUAUCACUACGGUCGAAAAAGAACUUAUCACCAAGGCUGAAAUUCCAGAACUCGGCACUGAUCCAGCAUCUCUAAAAUGGAAAGAGACGACACUGGACACCAACAAACAAAAUGUGAGCUCGCAAUUAGCCGCUAUGAAUGCUGCCACUGCUCAAGUUGUUACACUCACAUCAGGCCCAGCAGACAAAGUAGACCAUACAGCUGUGGGAGCCGCCAUUACAACUAUAACAAGUAACCUGCCGGAAAUGUCGAGGGGAGUCCGUAUGCUUGCCGCUUUGAUGGAUGAUGAUCUUUCCGGCGAUAAACUAUUGGACGCUGCCAGAAAGCUCUGCAGUGCCUUCAGUGAUCUGCUAAAGGCUGCUGAACCCGAAGCUAAAGAGGACAUUAUGCUGAAACCGAGACAAAAUCUACUGAACGCUGCAAGCCGAGUAGGUGAAGCAUCUCACAGGGUACUCACAGAAAUCGGCGAAGAAAAUUAUGAGUCAAGGGAUCUUCAAGAUACACUCCUGGGACUUGCAAAGGCGGUAGCUAAUACAACAGCUGCCCUGGUUCUGAAAGCCAAGUCAAUCGCUAGUACCAUGCCUCCUGAUCAACAGAACAAAGUCAUAGUUGCUGCCACUCAGUGUGCUUUAUCUACAUCCCAACUUGUCGCAUGUGCCAAGGUUGUUGCACCGACUAUUCACAAUGCGGCAUGCCAACAACAAUUGAUCCAGGCUAUAAGAGAGGUGACGCAAGCUGUUGAAGGCUUAGUGGCCAUCUGCAAUGAAAGCUCUAAUGACGACUAUCUGCUCAAAGAACUGACUCGGGCUGCCGCCGAUGUUACACAGACACUCAACAAUCUUCUCAAUCGUAUCAAGUCAAUUAGCAGAGAAACAGCAAAUGAAAGCGUGCAGGAAAGCUCGGUGGAACAGAUCUACAUUGCUACGGACCGUCUGUUCGCUUCUACAGGUGAUGCCGGUGAAAUGGUCAGGCAAGCAAGGGUUUUGGGACAAGCCACCACUCAGCUUAUUCAAGCAAUCAAGGGAGAAGCUGAAAAACAAGCUGAUUCGGAACUGCAGAGACGCCUGUUGGCUGCAGCCAAAGUAUUGGCAGAAGCCACUGCCCGUAUGGUGGAAGCUGCUCGUCAAUGUGCUGAAAAUCCUCAUGACACCAACAAACAGCAACAUUUGCGACAGACAGUUGAGGAUCUGCGAGCGGCAACUACUCUAGCCGCCACUCCUGCUCUCCGCAAGAAACUCAUCCAGAAACUAGAGAAAUCCGCCAAGUUGGCUGCUUCCACUGCUACCCAGUGCAUCGCAUCAGCCCAUGGUGUAGCUCACCACAAUGCCAACAAGUCGUCGCAAGAAGAACUCAUGUCUGACUGUAGAACACUAGCCGAUCGUAUCCCUCCCCUCAUUCAAGGCGUCAAAGGAACGAAUUCUGAGCCAGACAAUCCCACCACACAACUGAAUCUCAUCAAUGCCAGUCAUCAGUUUCUGCAACCAGGCCAACGGGUUGUUGCCUGUGCCAGGGCUGUCCUUCCGACCAUCACUGAUCAAUCAUCAGCUCUGCAUCUGAGUGGCAGCAGUCAAGCGCUGGGUGCAGCUCUCAGUGAGCUACGAGCUUCUGUUGGAAGAGCCAGGGAAGCAUGCGGUCCCGAACUGGAGCUUGAAGCCGCCCAUAAUCUGGUUUGUAGCUUGCGUGAUGAGCUAGUUCAUAUUCAGCAUGCAGCUGAGAAAGGCCACCUUCGACCUCUACCUGGUGAGACAGCCGUGACUGCUUCCCAACAGCUUGGAAGUGUCAGUAAAAAUGUAAAGAGCUCAAUGGCUCAAGUUGUUAGCGCCGCUACACAAGGCAAUGAAAAUUACACGGCUAUGGCCACUCGCGACAUGGCUGAUUCACUCAAACAUUUCACUGGUGCUGUGCGUGCUGUUGUCGCCAACACGGAGGUCAGAGAGACUCGUCAGCGAAUGAUAUUCUGCACCGAGGAACUUAUGAAUCGGUCUUUGGCACUUAUUGAGGAAGCAAGGAGAACUUUGCAAGAACCGAGCAAUGCAGAAAACUUGAACUUGUGGGCUAAACGAGUCACUCAAUCUCUCGAUGACAGUGUCAGCUGUCUGCCUGGCCAACGUGAUGUGGAUGAUGCUAUUUCAACCAUCAGUAGUGCUCAAGCUGUGCUUGACUCCGGUUGCUUCCCUCAUACAGACAAACCAUACAAUAGACUACAGGCUGAGUUGAACUCAGCUGCAGCUGGCCUAAAUGAAGCCUCGACAAGUGUUAUUACAUCAGUUGGAUCACCUAAUAAACUUGCAAAUGCAUCGAAGAAGUUCGGUACUGCUGUAGGUGAUGUUAUCAAUGUCGGUAUGGAGAUGGCUGGCCAAACAAACGACACUGAAGUGCAAGGACAAAUGGUUGUUUCAUUGAAGAAUGUGUCUGUUGUUUCUUCGAAACUUCUUAUCACCGCCAAAACAGUAGCCGCUGAUCCUGCUGCUCCCAAUGCUAAAAAUCAACUGGCAUCAGCCGCUAGAGCCGUCACUGAUAGCAUCAACUAUCUGGUCGAUGUCUGCACAUCGGCUGCUCCUGGACAGAAGGAAUGUGACAAUGCAAUCCGCAACAUACAGUCCAUGAAGCCUUUGUUGGAUUGUCCAUCUGAACCAAUCAACGAUGCUUCCUACUUUGAAUGCCUUGACACGGUCAUGGAGAAGUCGAAAUGUUUGGGAGAUGGUAUGACUGGAAUUGCAACACAUGCUAAGAAAUGUGAACACGAACAGUUUGGUGAAUCUGUACGCAGUGUUAGCAGUUCUAUUUGCGGGCUGAUUGAACCGGCAGCCCAGGCUGCUUAUCUACUGGCAGCUUCCGACCCCAGUAGUAUUCCAGCCAAACAGGGACUUGUAGAUCAGGCGCAGUUUGCUAGAGCUUAUCAAGCGGUGCAAGGAGCAUGCAGCACUCUGUCAAACUCAGCCAGCAAGCAGAAUCAAGUACUCCAAGCUGCUACCAUCAUUGCAAAGCACACAAGUUCUCUUUGUAAUGCCUGUAGAAUAGCGUCAUCCAAGACAACCAAUCCAGUUGCUAAGAGACACUUUGUUCAGUCAGCGAAAGAUGUGGCCAACUCAACUGCCAAUCUUGUGAAGGAGAUCAAAGCGUUGGAUCUUGAUUAUUCGGAGAAGAACCGUGAGGCUUGCUCAGCUGCCACUCGUCCCCUGUUGGAAGCAGUCGACUCAUUAGUCACAUUCGCCAAUUCGUCAGAGUUCACAAGUCAAAUGGCUCGCAUCAGUCACUCGGCAAGAGCCGCACAAGAGCCAAUUACAUCAGCUGGUUGUGAGAUUAUCGAUGCUUCGUGUGCCGUGAUAAGGGCUGCCAAAAGUCUGGCUGUUGCUCCAAAGGAUCCUCCCACAUGGAAGAUGCUUGCCAAUCACAGUAAGAGUGUUUCUGAUUCCAUCAAGAAGCUUGUAGCUUCAAUCAGAGACAAAGCACCUGGACAGAAGGAAAGCGACGAAGCAAUAGACAGACUGAAAGAGUGCAUCCGCGACUUGGAUCAAGCGGCGCUACUUGCUCUCUCUCAAAAUUUACCUCCUCGUCGUGACAAUUCUCUGCAAGGUUUUGCUGAACAAACCGAAAGUUCUGCCGCUGAGAUGUCCGAUCGCCUGGAUCCGCUGAGAGUUGCUGCAAAGAUGGAAGCUGAGAUCAUCGGUCACACUGUCAAACAGCUGAUCGUCUACUUUGAUCCUCUGGUUUCUGGGGCGAUUGGAGCCGCCUCCAACAUGGUUCACUCCAAACAGCAGUCCAUUCUGCUCGAUCAGAGCAAAACUGUUGUUGAGUGCGCUCUUCAACUCAUGUACGUCACAAAGGAGUGCGGUGGAAAUCCAAAAGCCAUCAAUAUCCAUCCGGAAAUCGAUGAAUACGUAGCAGCAACCAGAGAUGCUCUGUCGGAUCUGUCAAGCACGUUGGAGCAUCUAGCAACCCAAGCCGGCGUGGUGACCGGCUUACUGGACACCAUCACGAGAGCCAUGGCCAAGGUUCCCGAUCCAAAAGCACCUCAACAGAGAGUCUCGUUCAUCCUGGACUCCACUGACAGUUAUGUCGAUUAUCAGACGAGGAUGGUGGCUUCUGCUAAAGAAAUCGCGCGUCUUGGACAAGAUUUGGUGAUGAAGUCGUCCUCGUCGACACCAGAUCAUGUGGCUCAAGUGGGUGUUCUGGCGGCUCAGUUGACACAUCAGUAUGCCCAGUUGGCUACGGACUCGGCUGGUGCAGCUGUAGCCACCGCCAAUGCAGAAGUCAGCGCUCGCUUGGCCGCUUCCGUGCAAGAACUUGGUCGAGCGUGUUUGAAUAUUGUAGGCGCGGCCGGAAGUGUACAGGCAUCACCAGCUGACACUUUGGCUCACAGAGAUCUGGCCGAUAAUGCUCAUACAUUGUCAGAAAAGGUUUCUCAAGUGCUUGCCGCCUUGCAAGCCGGUUCCCGUGGUACUCAAGCUUGUAUCAAUGCAGCAAGUACUGUCUCUGGAAUCAUUGGUGAUUUGGAUACAACAAUAAUGUUUGCUACUGCUGGAACUCUUCAUGCCGAAAACGAAAAUGAAACUUUCGCCGACCAUCGAGAAAACAUCCUGAAAACUGCCAGAGCUCUUGUUGAAGAUACCAAAACUUUGGUGGCUGGUGCUGCCUCAUCGCAAGAGCAAUUGGCUGUGGCUGCUCAGAACGCUGUUACAACCAUAGUGCAACUAGCAGAUGUUGUCAAGUAUGGAGCCGCAUCUCUGGGUUCCAACAAUCCAGAAGCACAGGUUAUGCUUAUCAAUGCUGUGAAAGAUGUAGCAUCCGCACUUGGAGAUCUGAUUCAAGCCACUAAAGCUGCAUCUGGAAAAUCAAUCAACGACCCUUCAAUGAAUCAUCUCAAGGACUCUGCAAAGGUGAUGGUGACUAAUAUCACAUCUCUACUGAAAACUGUAAAAGCUGUUGAAGAUGAACAUACAAGGGGCACGAGAGCUCUCGAAUCUACAAUAGAAGCAAUUGCCCAAGAAAUCCGGGCUCUUGGCUCAGUUGAAGCUACAAAGAAAAAGGCUACACCGGAAGAAUUGGUACGCUGUACGAAGCCAAUCACAGUGGCCACAGCCAAAGCAGUUGCAGCUGGCAAUAGCUGUAAACAGGAGGAUAUCAUUGUUGCUGCCAACAUGGGUCGCAAAGCAAUAUCGGACAUGUUGACAAUCUGCAAGGGUACAUCGAACACUGCCGAAACUAGCGAACUGAAGACUAGAGUCCUGCAAGCUGGACAGAAUGUUGCCUUGCAAUACAGAGAGCUGUUGCAGAGUGUACUCCAUAUUCUGAGCAGGCCUGGUACCACUGAAGCCAGACAAGGUCUUCCUCCGAUUUCAAUAAGGAUCGCGCAAUCGGUCACUGAAUUGGUUGCUGUCGCCGAGCUACUCAAAGGCACAGAUUGGGUGGAUCCUGAUGACCCUACAGUUGUUGCAGAAAAUGAGCUGCUUGGUGCAGCGGCAUCCAUCGAUGCGGCUGCUAAGAAACUAGCAAGCUUGCGACCGAGAAAAUUUGUCACUCAGGAAACUGAUGAGAGCUUGAAUUUUGACGAAAUGAUUUUGGAAGCUGCCAAGUCUAUAGCUGCUGCUACGUCUGCUCUAGUGAAAGCAGCUUCAGCUGCUCAGAGAGAACUCAUCGAUAAAGGAAAGGUGAAUAGAACACCAUUGACUAGCUCGGACGAUGGACAGUGGUCUGAAGGACUCAUAUCAGCGGCUAGAUUAGUAGCUGCUGCUACUCAUUCUUUAGUAGAAUCAGCCAAUUCUCUUGUCCAAGGUGUAAGUUCGGAAGAAAAACUGGUUUCUAGUGCCAAGCAAGUAGCAUCAUCAACAGCACAACUAUUGGUGGCCUGCAAAGUCAAAGCUGAUCCUGAUAGUGAUACCACCAAACGUCUACAGGCUGCUGGCAAUGCAGUGAAGCGAGCCACAGACAACUUGGUGCGAGCCGCUCAACAGGCCAUACAGCAAGAAGAAGAAAGAAGUCUUGUUCUUAACCGACGUAUGGUCGGCGGAAUAGCUCAAGAAAUAAACGCAAGGUCGGAAGUACUUCGCAUUGAGAGGGAAUUGGAAGAGGCAAGAAGUCGUCUCACAGCUAUCCGCCAGGCUAAAUACAAAAUGAAGGGUGGAGAUAGUCCCUCUGAUACAGAGGCCGAACUAUACGGCACAUCAACUUUCAACAGGUACGAUAGUUCAAGUGGCAGCCAGCAACAUUACUCAUCUCUCGUACGUCCGCAAAGCUCGUCGGAUUCACCAUAUGAAGCAUCCAAUGGAGUUACACCUGAAAGGAUGUACGUUAGCAGUGUGGAGAGCAGAACCAAAGUCUACAAUGUUCCAAAGCCAUUCGAAGGUAAAAUGUACGCUAGUUGCUCGCCACCACACCCUCCACCACCUCUCACGUCUUCCAUGAAACUGUACAACAGUGACUCUCAAAUCAUCAAUGGCAAUCAUCAAAGAUCUGAUUCUUCCCUCGAGCAGAGAAUGCUGAAGCAGACUGUCAGAUCAGUGAUGACUACAACUACGACGACAAAUUCAUACAACAUAGAUCAAAGUUAAUGCACCAACUUCACAAUUAAAUUAAUUUCAAAAUCAUCUCAUGAACCAAUAACGGUGCCUUCAUUGAAACAAAAUUUACGGAAAAGAUAGAUAAUUAUGUUAUUUAUAUAGUAUUUAUAAAUAUAUUUAUUGUUUAUAUGAAUUAAUAUAGUUAACUCUUCUAAUGUUGUCGAUUCAUUAUAUUUAGUUCGGUUUUUCUUCAAUUUACUAAUUACUGCCUAUAUCAAUAAACUCUGUCUUGUACAAGUUAUAUUACCACAUUUUUUAAUGAAAAAUUGAAACACAUUUCCGUAACAUUCUUCAAGUAGGUAUUUCGCAUGUUUACCUACAGUUUUAGUGGAUGCGACUUUUCACUUUCAAAAAAUACAACCAGCUUCAUGAGGCUUGAUAAAUUUUAUCAAGAGAGUAGUUUUGUAUUUAUUCAGGAAAAUUAUUCUUUUGAUUAUUAUAUUGAUGAUGUUUCAAAAACAUGACAAAUUGCUGUAAAUAUUGUCUCUACUACAGUAUAUUAAUGAUUUGCUUUUUAAUUCUGACACUAUCUGAGUAGUUGUGAAGGUGAUAUUGUGGUAGUACUGAAUAAAAAUACUACAUGUUGCCCAACCACAGAUUUAUUUAAAAAAGGUGGUGCCGGUUUCGGUUGUUUCACCAAUAUCAAUCUCUGGUAAACUAAAAUUACUGUAUUUUCUUAUUUCUUUAGUUUUCCAUGUUUUAAUAACAUUUUAAUUUUUGUUUUGUAUAAUUAUUUCGUAACAUGUAACUAUUAUCACAGAGAAACUAUAGCGUAAGAGAAACUAUAACUUAAGCUAUUAUUCCUCUAUGCAAUUAUGUUUCGUAACAUAAUCUUUUAUUGUUCUGUUUGUUCUUUGAAUCGCCAUUUUGUUUUGUCUGAACCAGCUAAUUGGGGAGGAGCUUGUCAAGACCAAUCGCAAGCGUUCAUCUUGAUAGAUCAAGGCUUUCACCAAUAGCAGUGAUCGAUUGUUAGUAUACUGCUGCUCGUUUUUAGUUUACCAGAGAUUGGUGUGAUAACCGAAACCGGUAUCUCGUUUUUUAAUAAAUCUGUGGUUGGACAACAUCCAGUCCUUUUAUUCAGUUUUAACUCUGACUUCGUUUCUAAAGCAAUAAAAGACUGUUCGCAUGACCAUUCAUCUAAUCAAUUCCUUGGUGAUGAUUUUUUAUUUAACAGUUGGGAUUCAUAUACUUCAAGUGCCGUUUGCACAGUAGCAGUUUAAGCGGAAUCUCAGUUUAAACGGGAUCAAAUCCAGAUUAAGUAUUGUCUGUCAUAAUGUUGUUUAUUUUGAGAUUAAACCACAGUUGAAUCUUUCUUGUGCAAAAUACGAUUUAAUUUUAUAGCAUUUCAAAAAAUAUUGUAUUUUUUAACAAGAUGGCCAUUAUGUGAUUAUUAUUAUAAUGUAAAUCAAUUCGCACGAUUUUUUCAGUUGUAAAAUUCUAGAAAUGUCUACUGCGUAAUCUCAACUUGCAGAGGUUAGGUUGAACCUAAGUAUUGAAAGUCAUCUGCCAUGUAGGUCUUAUUUUUAAUUAAGAAUAGUAAUGUUAACACUUCUAAUAUUCCCUAAUUCAUAUCAUAUAGUUCAUUCAAUACAUCAUCCUGAAAUAAUGGCAAUGGCUUGGCUACUGAUAUGUAUUUUAAAUUUUAGUUGGUGGUUAUUUGAAUUGAAUCAUGAAUAGUUUUUGAAACAAUAUGCUUUCAGGUUAUAUUAGUGGGAUAAGCAACAUGAGCUGCAAAUAAUAUAUUAUCUAUCUUCACAAUAAAUUACUGUAAUGAUUUAACUAAUUAAACAAUAUUAAGAUUCGAAUAUUAUUUAAGAUACUGAAAAUUAUAUUAUCCAGAAGAAAAUUGUUCAUGAUUUUGAUAGAUUUUUAUUGUAUUGAUUUAUAAAUACUUAACAUUCUAAUCAAAUUGAUUGUUACCAAUCUAGAAACUAAUAAAACUAUCAUCUUGUUCUUUCA
Molecule: messenger RNA, 10716 nt
Organism: Nilaparvata lugens (brown planthopper)
Lineage: Eukaryota; Metazoa; Arthropoda; Insecta; Hemiptera; Delphacidae
Gene: rhea
Product: talin-1
Exons: 36
Coding region: 637-8748 (2703 amino acids)
Biological process (GO): cell-cell adhesion
Cellular component (GO): focal adhesion; ruffle; cytoskeleton
Molecular function (GO): integrin binding; actin filament binding; structural constituent of cytoskeleton
Source: RefSeq, a predicted model, not a curated record